AUGGAAACCGGUUUAACUAUCUUGAAAUGGUCGUUCUGCCUCAGCUUAGUCGUGGUUGUAUCAUGUGCUCAGGCUCCCGCACCGUGGAACCCAUCUAAUGGGAUGCGUCCGGGAACGUGUGACCAAUACGAGUGCCCCACCUACAAGUUGGUUGAACCGGGGUACGGCUAUGAGAUCCGUGCGUAUAACUCUGCGGCCUGGAUGUCCACUGGUCCCAUUCCUUCCCCAUCCAUGACUCAAGCCACCAAAACCGGUUUCCACCGAUUAUUUAGUUACAUACAUGGAGAUAACAAGAGAAAGGAGAAGUUAAACAUGACAGCUCCAGUGAUCACACAAACAACACCGAGAAAAUCAGACUACACCGUCUUCUUCUACCUCCCGAAGAAGAACCAACAGAACCCUCCUGAAGCUGAGGGACUAAAGGUGCAAAGAUGGAAACCAAGCUUCGUAGCCGUGAGACAGAUUGGUGGUUACGUGACUGAUGAAGUAGCCAAGGAAGAAGUUGUAGCUCUAAUGGCUAGUCUCCAUGGCACCGAGUGGAUUGCGCCCAUCGAAAAAAGCAAAGGAAAGUCACCAGCGUAUUUGGUCGCGGAUUAUAACCCCCCGUUCCAGUCCACGGCUAGAGUUACUGAGAUAUUGGUUCCAUUUGACAUGUAA
Molecule: messenger RNA, 657 nt
Organism: Arabis nemorensis
Lineage: Eukaryota; Viridiplantae; Streptophyta; Magnoliopsida; Brassicales; Brassicaceae
Source: the annotation of a GenBank genome assembly